AUGGCCCCCGCCAGCCCUGUUGUUCAGCAGCAGCACGGCGCCAACAGGAUAAAACGACCUGCCCCGCCCGGCAUCCAGACAAACGGCGUCGCGGCGCCCAACUCAUCGCCCUCGCCAUCCAUGCCGGCCAAGAACCCUCCCUCGACGACCGCGAAGCAAGCUGCGAGUUCGGCCGGCGACAGAUCCGUCGCGGCUUCGGCGGCUCGCCCGCCCAACCGAGCGCAGCACGACUCGUCGAGCCUUGCGUCGGCCAGGAACUCGAGAAGCAGUGCCGGCAUGCGCUCUGGGCCCUCGUUUGCAGGCUUCGAUGCCCGGGACGAUGGCCCGAUCCCCUACGUCGUCAAGGACUCGUGGAUUUUGAAAAAGUUUGCGGGCCAGCCGCCGUCCCUGGUCAUCCAUCUCCACGCCAACCACUUCCGAUUCGAGGCGCAAGAAACCAUCUUUCCGUACAAGUCCCCCAUGAAGUACUUCCUCGAGCACCUGCGGGCCCGGACCAUUCCCUCUGAUCUGCUUUCCUGGUUUAUCCAAGGCAACGUGAGAUUCUACGACGGAUGCCUCAUCGUUCAGGUGCACGACCACAAGUCGCUGGCCCAGACCAAGGAUGUUGCCAAGACGACGUCCACCUCCAGCACCGUUGUGCCCGGCUCCAUCCACAACUACAACCAAUGCCUGACGCCAUCGCCAUACGUACCCUUUCCCAAGGACGGCCAAGGCGCAGAGAAUGGGGCAGCUGCCAAGGAUGCCGAGGCCGCGAACGAGGUCAAGCGGGAGGAUCAGACGGAACAGGAGGCUGCACCCGCUUCCGCCCUCUCCUCGGGCAACCCCGAGCCGAAGCCAGCCGCAAAGCCCAAGGUCUUCACUGUCGUCAUGCACCCGACCACCGAGUCUCUGCACAUGGACCUGCGGAUCAAGGCCAGCACGCCCAGGACCGCCGGCAAAGUGGGCGGCGACACGCCUUUGCUUGCUCCUCCCUCCACCCCCCUGUCGCACGUGCCGCCGCCAGCCUCGUCGUCCGGCAACAUGCCCCCGCCAGCCAGCAAGCGGCAGAAGAAGGAGAAGAUGGAGCUGGACGGUAGCAGCAUUUACGCGGUCGAAGGGCAGAUCCUGCUGGCCACCACCGCACCCCUCAUGCUGGAGCCGACCUCGAGCGCCGAAGAGACCAUAGUCCUGCUCGAGGCGUUUGCGCAUCCGAAGCACUCACACCCUCCGCCGCAGCCGAAAAUCCGGAAGAGAACCGUCGCGGAGAUGGAGGCCGACGAGGCAGCGGCCGCUGACCAGGAACGCUACAUGCUUGUGCUGGACGAUAGGCUGUCGGGCGCAGCUCCCGGGGGGCAGGGGACCGGGGGAGCGGACGCUGACGCGCCGAACCGAGCCGCCACGUUUGAGCCGAGGUUCGAACGGUUCAAAGCCCUCGAGGACAUCAAGAGGGAGCAUGCGGAGAAGAAGGAGCAGGAGAAGAUUAAGCAGCAGGAAAUCGACCGACGACUGCAGCAGCAGCGACAGGAGCAAAUGGUGCAAGCUCAGCGACAACAGGCCGAGGCGGAGCGACAAAGACGCGAGGCAGUUCUUCGAGAGAACCAGGCUCGGCUGGAAGCUCAAAGACAGGCCGCCGCCGCCGCCGCCGCCGCCCGCAGCGCCGCCGCCGUUUCUGCUGCGCAGAGCCAGCAGCAGCAGCAUGCUCAGGCUCAGGCUCAGGCUCAGGCUCAGGCUCAAGCUCAGGCUCAACAGCAGCAGCAGCAGCAGCAACCGCAGCAGCAACCGCAGCAGCCGCCGCAGCCGCAGGCUCACCCGACUCAGCACGCUCACCCAGCUGCAAGCGCCAUGGCGGCCAACACACCCAAUGGCGUGGCUACUGCCGGUCCAAACCCAAUGGCCACUACGAAUGGCAACAGCAUGCAAGGAUCUGCCCAGCCUCGGUUCCCGGCGCAGAUGAACCACCAGGCUGCGGCUGCCUCGUCGCCCGUCAUCCGUCAAGGAACGCCGCAAAACAUGUCGUCGCCCAUGGUAGCCAGCGUGGCGAUGCAACAGACCAACUCGGGCAUGGCAACCAGCCCUCCGCGGCCUCCGUCCAUCGUCCAAAACGGCCAAAUGGCAGUGCCCAUGGCCCACAACAUGUCUGCCAGGGGCAGUCAGCAAAGUCACCCGUCCAACACCCCGCGCAUGCCGAACACGACGCCAAACCUACCUCACGGCACUCCCAUCAAUCGGCAAGCAAUGGCAGCGACGCCGCGCAUGUCGCAAGCCAGCCCGCGUCCGAGCAUGAUGGCCCCGAACGUGCAGGCGGGCCAAGCCCAGGCUAUGAUGAUGAACCAGCAAGGCAUGGGUCAACACAACCAGCAAGUAUUUGCGCAAGUGGCGGCCCAGCAACGAGCCAUCGCACAGCAGCAGCAGCAGCAGCAGCAGCAGCAGCAGCAGCAGCAACAACAACAACAACAACAACUCGCCGCGUUGCAGAAUGGAGGUGUUAACCAAGGAAUCAACUCUCAGGGGAUGACGCCACAGCAGCAGCAGCAGAUGAUGCAAAUGAUGCAACGGCAAAUGCUUCUGCAGCAGCAGCAACAGCAGCAUCAGCAGCAGCAUCAGCAGCAGCAGCAGCAGCAGGGACCAGGCGGCAUGAUGACACCUCAGCAGCAGCAACAGAUGGCCCAGCAAUACGCGCAACUGCAACAAAACAUGCAGAACAAUCACCUGAGGCAGAUUACUCCCCAGAUGCAGGCGCAGAUACAGCAAAUGGCGAGGAUGGGCCAGAUGGGAAACCCCAUGCAGAGACAGGUGAGCGGGCAAAUGAUGAAUGGGAACAAUGCGAAUAUGCAGGCGUUUGCUGCGAUGCAGAUGCAGCAACAGCAGCAACAGCAGCAGCAGCAGCAGCAGCAGCAGCAGCAACAACAACAACAUCAACAACAGCAACAGCAACAGCAACUUUUGCCGCAGCAACAGGGCCAGCCUCAGCAGCAACAGCUGGGCGCUAAUCCCAUCCAAGCGCAAAUACAUCACAGCGCUCGGCAAAUCUAUGCCCGUCUCAUGUCAGGUGCCAUUGCCAAGUUCGGAAGCGCCGAGAACGUUCCCCAGGAGACGAUCGAGAAGAUCCGGACGGCUUCAUUCUCGCAAGCCCAGCAGAUUAUACAGCACACCAUGGCCCAGCGUCGUGCUCAGCACCAGCAGAUGAUGAUGCAACAACAGCAGCAGCAGCAGCAGCAGCAGCAAGCUGCCAUGCAAGGCAUGGGCGGCAUGGCGGGACACCAAGGAAUGGGGACAUGA
Molecule: messenger RNA, 3258 nt
Organism: Ustilaginoidea virens
Lineage: Eukaryota; Fungi; Ascomycota; Sordariomycetes; Hypocreales; Clavicipitaceae
Exons: 2
Coding region: 1-3258 (1085 amino acids)
Biological process (GO): regulation of transcription by RNA polymerase II
Cellular component (GO): SAGA complex
Molecular function (GO): transcription coregulator activity
Source: RefSeq, a predicted model, not a curated record